Messenger RNA from Tupaia belangeri chinensis (Chinese tree shrew), 2148 nucleotides. It is a transcript of the gene CCDC125, whose product is annotated as coiled-coil domain containing 125. Bases 149 to 1681 code for a protein of 510 amino acids. Gene Ontology annotation, cellular component: cytoplasm. The record is from RefSeq and is a predicted model, not a curated record. Lineage: Eukaryota; Metazoa; Chordata; Mammalia; Scandentia; Tupaiidae. The transcript is spliced from 12 exons. Gene Ontology annotation, biological process: negative regulation of cell motility; negative regulation of Rho protein signal transduction.
GAGUCCGAGCCUCCCGGCCCGCCUCUCUGCCGGGCUGCGCUGCCGUCACGUGGCCUGCAGACGGGCGGCUGCGGCGCUGCGCUGGACCCGGAGGCUCGGCCGGCUUCAGACAACCUGUUUUUCUUUAUGAUAAAGACAACAUUGGCCAAUGAGCAAGGUGGUAAGAUCAUUGAGCGAGUCAGAGGUGCAGCUCUGGGAAACGGAAGAGGAUGACAUGACAGAAGGGGAUUUAGGGUAUGGCCUUGGAAGAAGACCUGGUAGUAUUUAUGAAGUGGAAGUUUCACCUUUAUUUACAUCCAGAAAAAGAUCAAAUGGAAAGAGCUUUAGCUCUCCCCCACUUCCAAGAAAGGAGGAAGGAAGAAAUGGAGCCAUUUUUCAAUAUUCCAAGAAUAAGAGCUUGCAAGAUGCAGACUUUGAAGCGUCCAGAGUUUCCAAUUACAGACGACAAAGUCCUGCCGAUUCUAAUUCAGAAUUGUCACAUGAAGAAUUAAAGCAAUGUCUUCAUGAAACAUUAGAGGAGGUAGAAGUUCUAAAAACUGAACUUGAAGCAUCUCAAAGACAACUUCAGGGUAAAGAGGAAGCAUUGAAAAUUCUUCAAAGCAUGGCAAUACUUGACAAAGCCACAAGUCAUACCCAAGCUGUACUUCAAAAAACUGUGGAACAAAAGAGAUCCUUGGAGAAGGAAAUAAAUGCCCUGCAGUGGGAAAUAGAAUUUGAUCAGAGUAGAUUUAAAAAUAUAGAAGAAUCUUGGACCCAAAAAUAUGACAGACUAAACUGUGAAAACUCAAUUCUUAAAGAGAAUUUGAAACUGAAAACAGAAGAAAUUAAAAUGCUAAAGUCUGAAAAUGCAGUUUUGAAUGAACAGUAUUUGGAGGUCCUCACCAUGCUCGAUAUCAAGCAACAGAAGAUGGCCCAGGAGAACUUGCAUCACCAUAAAAGUGACUUUGCAGAGGUUUCAGGUCUCGAGCUUGCAGUCCUCGGAACCUGCCUUUGUCACGGUCCUGGAGGGAGCCCCUGUUCUUGUGCCAAAAUGGCAGCAUCUGCUCGGAAACUGCUUCUUCAGCUCAAACAAGAGUUGAAAAUUUUGGAGAAGAAUAAGGAAGAAGCUUACAUAAUGGCGGAUGCAUUCAGAAUUGCAUUUGAGCAACAAUUAAUGAGGAAAAAUGACCAGGCACUAAGAUUGACACAGAUGGAUAAAGUAUGUAAAAAAGCAACAAAACAGAUAAAUUGGAAGCACCUUAAAGAGGAUGGAUUCCAAUCUCAAAGACAUAAGAAGACCUUAGGGCAGAAACUGUUGAGUAUGCUCCCUUCAGAAAACAGUCCUCAGAGGCCUGAAGACCAGGAUAAUCCUCAAGAAGUCCUUAAAAUGCUAAUAGAUUUGUUGAAUGAUAAAGAAGAAGCUUUGGCUCAUCAGAGAAAAGUUAGUUAUAUGCUUGCUCGGGCGCUGGAAGAUAAAGACACUGCCUCAAAAGACAGUAAAGAGAAAAAUGUUCUGAGAGAGAAUUUACCAUUGGAAAACCCCUGGCAUAAAACUUCAGAAAUUUCUGUUCUUCAAGAUCCUAUACAUUCAGGCAUCCAAAUGUUUAAUUCCAGGGGCUGUGUUUGUUCAAUCCAGACUGAUCCAAACUGCACAAGAACUCUUAAAAGAUCCCGUUCUCUGCCUUCAAGCAUUAUCUUUUGAAGAUAAGCCAGUUAAAAUAGAACUGAGAGGUGUUUGUAUGAAGACAUUUUUAAAAAAAGGUUUUGUAAAUGUUGUUAUGUCUUGAGAAGUUAUAUAUUUUUCUGCUAUUUCUACAUUUUAGGACUCGGCUUUAAUCAAACUUCUCCAUUUUCUACUAGAAAUUUAUUCUGCACUGACGUGUUAGUAAUAAAUGAUCUUACUGGGGGCAGUCAGAAGCGCAGCAGUAAAGUGCAAUGCUCUGGGAGGCAGUCCCAUAUGGGGAGGCUCCGAGUUCAAGUCCGAGGACCUCCCUGAGUACCCCGGGCACCUGCAUGCUCAUGGGCCAGGGCAGGCUGAAGGCAUCAGCACUCUAUCGAGGAUGUUAUAAUGACUUCUCUCUCUCUUGCUCAUGGAAGAAAUAAUACUUUAAAAACAUUACAUUAUUAUAUUUUAUGAAGUUUUCGGUAUUACCAACAUGUUAAAAAUAA